AUGAAAUAGUUUACUUAAAAAGAGUUGGAAACUAUUAAAAAGAGGUUCUCUUCUAUGUCAAAUAAUGGCUUAGUUAACUAUAAAUAGUUUUAAAACACUAUGGGUAUUUUGGGUUUAGAUCAUGCUACUUUUUUACUUGAUAGGAUUUUCAAUGUAAUAAGUGAAGGGAAAAAAGUAUUCAGUUUAAAUCAAUACAUUAAUUAUUUAUAAUUAGUUAUGUUUGGAAAUGAGUAAUAAAAGGCUCAAUUAAGUUUUGCAUUUAUUGAUUUAUAAAGAAAAGGGUAUAUUGAAUAUAAGGAAUUUUAAUAAAUGUUAUUGGAUUUAACAAUGUUUUGGAAUCAAAUUACAGGAUCAAGAGUUACUCCAAGAUAAACAUAUAUUGGAAAUUUAUGGGAUUAAUUUGAAUGUGAAAGGUUGGACUUUACAUAAUUUUAUUAAAAAUAUGAAUUAAUACAAGAAAGUAUUGAUUGGUAUGAGUAUUUUAAUGAAACAGAAAUCUUAUUACAAAGUUGUCCAUAGACAAAUAAAGCAUUUAUUCUAUAAAAUAUGAUUGAUCAAUUUUAGAAUGAAAUAAGAAAUUGUGUUAAUUUAUUAUCAGAUUAUGAGAGAAAUAAAAAGCAGAUUAUAGAUGAAAGCUUUGUUUAUGGUCCAUGCAAUUUUAGUACUAGCCAAAUAGCUAAGAAUGGAGAUGAUGAUCCAAGUUUUGAAAUAAGUUUUUUGUCUAAUAUUCAAACAAAUUCUUUUAGUAUGUCUAAUUCAUCUGAUCAUCCUUUAGAUUAAGUAUUAAAUAGAUUAGAAUAUUUAUAAUAAAUGAUUGAAUAAGCAAUUAAUUUACCUUAAGUUGUACAACCAUAUUAUUUUAAAAGUCCUGCAAGACUUAGUACAUAAAGAAAAAAGAAUACUAUAUUGAAUAUGCCAAAAAGAAAGGCAAAAUAGAAAUUAUCUGUUUAUUUUGGACAUGAGAAUUGGAAUUUAAUAUUAAAUUUAAUGAUAGGGAUGAAAUAAGCAUUAUCAAAUAUACAGCCUGAAUUUUAUGGUAAAAUUGCAUUAUAACAUGAAUUUGCAGAGAGAUAUGUUUAUGAUAUUUUAUAGAAUAGAUGCAGUAAUUUUGAUUUUAGAAAAGCAUAUUAAUUUAAAGAUUAUGCACCUUCAAUUUUUUUAAGAAUCAGAAGAUAGUAUUAAUAAUUUUUAUAUAGAUUUUAGAUAAGUAAUAAAGACUUUUAAAGAUCUGUAGGUCCUGAAAAUUUGAUAGGUAAUUUAGUGUUUGGAAAAUUGGAUUCAUUAACAGAAUUAGGAUCAACUGGUAAAAGUGGAAGUUUUUUCUAUUAUACAUAAGAUUGUAAUAUUUUUAUAUCUAUUCCUAUUAGGUUAAUAUAUGAUUAAGACAAUAUCAGAAAAUGAAGCUAGAUUACUAAGAAAAAUACUACCAAAAUAUUAUAAAUAUAUUUAAGCUCAUCCUUAUACUCUUUUGAGUAGAAUAUUUGGAUUGCAUCAAUUAAAAAUAUUUAAAAGCAAAACUGAAUUUACUAAAAUUUAUUUAGUUACAAUUGUGAAUAUUUUUAGAUCUGGUUUAGAUAUUGAUGUUCGUUAUGAUAUAAAAGGUAUUAUUAAUAUUAGAUUAAAGGAUCUCUUUAUGGAAGACAAACAUAAACCAAUUCUAAUUAAUAAGGUUAAGAUAAUACAAUAGCUUUAAAGGAUCUAGAUCUUUUAUCAAAAAAGGAUUAUUUAAAUUUAGAACCAUAAGAUUAAAAAUUACUUAUCAAGACCAUAAUAGAAGAUUGUUCAUUUUUGAAAGAUAAUGACAUAAUAGAUUAUAGUCUAUUAGUUGGAUUUCAUAAAAGAGAUAUUAGUACAAGAUUUUUAAAUUUCAGAUAGGUCGAGCUUAUAUGGUUAAUAGAUUUAAAACAAUUCCCAUCCAUUUGAAAGUUUUGAGGGAGGAAUAUUAUCAAUGGAUAAAUAAUGGAUAUAUUUUAUAGGCAUAAUUGAUAUUCUAACUCUGUUUAAGUAAUAUAUCAAAUUUAUUAUUUUAGUACAAAAAAAUAUUUAGAAUAUGGUUUUAAAUCAACACUUGUAUCUAAUGAUAUAUCAUGUGUACCUCCAGCUCGUUAUGCAGAAAGAUUUGCUAAUUUUAUUGCAAGCAACUUAAUUUUGUAAAAAAGUAAAUGA
Paramecium pentaurelia is the source of this 2166-nucleotide messenger RNA. The record is from the annotation of a GenBank genome assembly. NCBI's taxonomy places the organism in Eukaryota, Ciliophora, Oligohymenophorea, Peniculida, Parameciidae.